Messenger RNA from Syngnathus acus (greater pipefish), 2534 nucleotides. RefSeq names its product PDZ domain containing 7a (gene pdzd7a). Lineage: Eukaryota; Metazoa; Chordata; Actinopteri; Syngnathiformes; Syngnathidae. Gene Ontology annotation, biological process: auditory receptor cell stereocilium organization; sensory perception of sound. The transcript has 15 exons. The record is from RefSeq and is a predicted model, not a curated record. Gene Ontology annotation, cellular component: stereocilia ankle link complex; stereocilium tip; plasma membrane. Bases 1 to 2448 code for a protein of 815 amino acids. Gene Ontology annotation, molecular function: protein binding.
AUGGCUCACUCCCAGAGGGAGAUGACAAAUGGGGGUGGGCACCCUCACGUCCACAACGGAGGACAAGCCGGGGGGUCCCACAGCUACAUGCUGAAGAGGCAACAAAAACAAGGACGCAGACGGAGGUCUUCCUCACCCAUGGGCCGAGUCAUCCUCAUCAACGCUCCUGUACAGGGAGGAGAUGACAGUGAAGACAUCCACACGGUGACAGUGGACAAGACUUUGGAUGGACGUCUGGGUUUCAGCGUCAGAGGCGGCUCUGAACAUGGACUGGGGAUUUUUGUUAGUAAGGUGGAUGACCACAGCUCAGCAGCUCAAGCCGGCCUGGCCGUGGGGGACAAACUUAUGGAGGUGAACGGCGUAAGUCUGGAGAGUAUCACCAUGAGUAGUGCCGUGAAGGUCCUGACUGGAAACAGCCGUUUGAGGAUGGUAGUGCGACGCGUGGGAAAGAUUCCCGGCAUACGCUACUCCAAGGAGAAGACCACGUGGGUGGACCUGAUUCACAGGAGGAUGGUGGUGGAGGAGGGCGGACGCACGCCGUCAGAGGCCAGCUCGGACAGCGCCCUCCGCAGGAUAGUGCAUCUCUUCACCACGUCAGAUGAUUACUGCCUGGGCUUCAACAUCCGAGGAGGUCGAGAGUUUGGACUGGGAAUUUACGUCUCAAAGUUGGACCCGGGUGGGCUGGCGGAGCAGCACGGUAUCAAAAUGGGGGAUCAGAUCCUGGCAGCCAAUGGGGUCAGCUUUGAUGACAUCACACACAGCAACGCCGUGGAGGUCCUGAAGAGUCACACGCAUGUCAUGUUAACAAUUAGGGAAGCUGGAAGAUAUCCUGCAUAUAAGGAGAUGGUGGCAGAGUACGGUUGGCUGGACAAACUUUCCAAUGGGUCGGCGCUGGCGUCAGGGUCCUCCCAAGGCUACGACUCGCACUCGUCCGUCUCGUCGUUGUCGUCCCCCGUGAGCUCCCUCAGUGGUCUCUCCCAGCUCCUCUUCCCUCCUCCUGUCUUUGGCUCCAACAUGGUGGACGUGUCCAUCUCCACGGAGAACCGGCCCACUGCCGUGGCCACCGCUGACACGGCCAUACAGACGGAGGCAUGCUCCUCCCCCACCCGGACAAUCGGCGCCACGCUGCUCCUGAAGGACACCGUCAUACGUGGGGAGGGAGAGGUGGGCGUCUAUGAGAGAGAACGGCACCAAGGUCCCAAGACCAAGGUCCUCUUGGCCCUCAGUAGGCCUCGCAAGCCCAUUAGACGCUCCCAGAGUCACAUCACCCUGUCAGAGGAGCAGAAGCAGAAGAAAAAAGUCGAAAAAAAGACACACAGCUCAGACGACAAGCAAGCCAAACUGCAGCGUUCCAAAACUUUCCUCAACCUCUUUUUCAAGAAAGAUCGCAAAGAGAGGAGCCCAUCCAAAGGCCUAAAAGGAGAGCAGGCGUCCCUGCGGCACGUGGAGGAGAUAUCCAACAAGCUGCUCAGCCCGGACGAGGUGGCCGCCGUCAUGAGACACUGUCAGCGGUUUCUGUCCGAGAAGAUUCUGGAGGAUUUGGUGCGCCCCCUGCUGGCCAUCUUGGACCGGCCUGAGAAGAUACUGCUUCUUCGAGAUAUAAGGAUGCUGAUUCCCCCAAGCGAGUUGGGUCGUUUUGACAGCAUGGUGAUACCUUUUGAAGUCCAGGCUUACAAUCUUCUCAAGAAUCCAGCAGUACCUUCUCCAGUUCUACGUUCCCCUCGUGGUGGAACCCCUCGACGCCACCUCGUAACGCCAGUCCCAGACUUUCGUGGCGGCUUCCUUCUCCAGCCUGUACAGAACGUGCCACGGGCCGCUCACGCGAUUGACAGCAUGGAGGGACUGACUUUGUCUCCGUCACAGGUGUUCACCCCCCUGCUGGACGUACCUGUCGACACUUUCACCUCCUCUUCCUCUUCCUCCUCCUCGUCCUUCAACGGCCUUAGAGGAGGCGAGCGAGGAAGGUCCCCCGUGAGGAGGACGAGGAGGGAGGCGAGUCCAGACUCCACUUUGAGCGAUCGCCCGCAGGACUUUGCUGAAGUCAGCAUACGUGUUUCCUCGCCACGACGGACUAGGACGCCCCUGAAGGAUGUUUUUGCAAGCCCCCCCGCGGUCACGUCUAAUGGACACUCCCAGACGCCAGCAGACUACCACAUCUCCACUCUGACUAUCUCCAAAGCCAAACCGUCGCUAGGUAUUAGCGUGUCUGGAGGCGUCGAGUCGAGAAUUCAGCCCGUCAUCAAGAUUGAGAGCGUCUUCCCUGGAGGAGCCGCUUCAAUGAAUCCCGCUCUCAAGGCCGGCUACGAACUGCUGAGCGUGGAUGACGAGAGUCUGCAAGGCGUAACUCACCAACACGCCGUCGACACCAUCCGCCGCUCGUUCAGUAACAAGGGCAAAGAGCCCAUGGUACUGGUGGUCAAGGUCCCGAAGGAGACGCCUGCCCACUAAUAUUGAAUGGCGCAGAAAGUGACUGUGUCAUUCGUGAAGUUAGCAUCCGGCAACAGGAGAUAAUCCCAAACUGCCCCAUGAGAUUU